Messenger RNA from Racocetra persica, 124 nucleotides. Lineage: Eukaryota; Fungi; Glomeromycota; Glomeromycetes; Diversisporales; Gigasporaceae. The record is from the annotation of a GenBank genome assembly.
AUGAAAUCAAGGGCUUUAGAGCUUUGUUCUCAGGCUUGCCAGAAUAUGGAAUUAGGAAUUUCUUUCUCAGAUUUGUGUAGACUUGCUGAAAUAUUAAAUCAGGAUUUUGGAGUUUCAUUCUCGA